AUGGAGCAGGACUGUAUCACCGGUGUCUACCAGUCUCUGGGUUUGUCCGUCGGAGAAAAGUUUUCCACUGAAGAUGUGAGUCACCUCUACUGCAAAGUGUUUCAUGUACCCUCAGAUAUUGAAGAAGCCCAUAUGGCCAUGAUGAAGAUUGCAGGAAGUGACAACAGCUGGUCUUGUGUGGGUGAAAAUGUUUUGGAUGUUCUCCUAGAGAUGGCAAGAGAGAGGGAAAAGAAGGAAAAGCAAUACUGGGAUCUCCAGCUGUUGAAUAUGGGUAACCAUCUCAGCAUUCUACACAGGAUGGACACAACUCUUAUCGCUGAUCCUCACAUGCUGCACCAAAAAGACACAGAGCUAAAUAUUUUCAGAGCAGCUCACAAUCAAACAGGUUCCCUACAGUCUCGUACAAUCGACACAAAGAGCUCACAGUGGGAGCGAUGGCUGGCAAAAAAAGGCAUGCAAUGGAGUGUGAGGGAUGUGAAAAGACUAAAGAGAGCACAUAGGCAGUGCUGGGCCAGACUAGUUGUAGAGGGUAUACAAAGCAUAUUACCCUCUCCUUUGCCAGGACAAGAGGUUGGAGGUCAUGCAUGGGGUGCUGUCUCCUUGUCCGAUGUUCUCCUUUUAGUGGAAGUGAAGUAUGAUGUGGUGACACACUUGCUUUACACUGAAAUGCUUCAGGAGCACUACACACUGACUGUCUGGGAAAACCUGCUACCAUGGCAACAACGUAAGGCAGAGGAGGGGCUGGGGGAUCUUGCAGAAGAGGCUUUGGAGUCAGGUGACGUGCUUGGAUUGGCUGAGCUCCCAGGAGCAUUCAAAAUAUACAGGCUGAAUAGGGAGAGUCUGAGGCUGCUCUGCCUGUAUAUCAGGUUGGCAACUCUCAAAGCUCAGAGAGAAAAACUGUCCUACAGUGCUCUUCUGGCAGCUCGACAGUCCUGGGAGACUUGGCCAUAUGUUAAUAGUCCACUGAGAGCUGAGCAGGCUGCUUUGUGGCUUCAGAGUGAAGACAAAGAGCCCAAGAAGUUAAUCUCAGUGUUACCAAAGCAGACAGUGCUGCAGCUGCUGGUGCUGACUCAGGAGCAAGAGAGGAAAAACCUGGUCAAACUGGUACAUGGGGUCUCCCUGGGGAAUCUGCAAGACCCAGGUUGCACAGAGGCUCCAAAGGAAGAAACUAGUCCGAAGGAUGCUGCGUUAAGGAAUGGCUGUAUUAAAAGGCUGCAACAAAUCCAUGCCAGCCUGAAAACAAACAAUGAUGCACAGAAUCCCCGGUUGGAAGACUGUGCCCAGCUCCUCCUUGUACAUCUGAUGGAGCUGCAGGACGUCCAAACUUCAGUUUUACUGCCAGCCCUGAUGGACAAAAGCACACAGCGUGUCCAGGCUCUGCGAGAUGAGUGUGUAUCCGAGCUACAAGGACAACAUCUAACCAACUUGUUUCAGCUCCUGACUUCAGAUACUCCCCUUGGUUCAUUUUCCACACAAAUGCCUAACUCAAACACAACCCAAAACAGCAAUAAUGACCAAAUGGCAGCUCAGUCCUCCUGCGCUAAAGAAGCCAGAGCCCAAAACAUCAGUGCGACUGACACAGAGGCAGCUGAUUCAGUUAGAGGAGCCAGAGUUCAAGCUGCAGAUGGUGCUGAUGUACAGGAUGUCUGUACAGGUUGUGGAGUAUUCAUGGAGGACCUGCCCUACUUGGAGAUCUUGUGUGUGUCAGAUGCAACCCAUAAUACUCAGAGGGAGGGGGGAGCUGAGGAGGUGGAAGAGGUCGGUGCAACAACGAACCCCCAGAGCUACGAAAAACAGGGCUCUUUGAUCACACUUGCCUGGAGCAAACCGCUAGAUGAUGACAAUAACUGUGGUGCAGAGGCUGCAGCUGGAAGCACAACACAAAGUCAAUUUGAUGAAGGUGACAGGAAGAGUGAAGUUCAGCCCGGCGACCUCAGUGACACAGCUGAACACACACUUGGUGAGGAGACUUUGGUCCAGCCUGAUUUGGCAGGUGACACACAGUCAGCAAGCCAGCAAUGCAGCUCAGAAAAACAGCUGACCCUGACUGAAAGGCCAGUCACUGAACAAUCAGCCACAGGAGAACAUGUAUCUGACUGUGAAGUGCCAGUGCAUGCCUCAGCGGUAGAUAAUCAGCAGGACACACAACCAGCUUUACUGAUAGGCUCUGAGGACUUCUGCUCUGGAACAUCCAGUGAGACAGGAGAUGUUAACACAACGGCAGGUGACACUGUAACAGAUUCUGAGGUGUGGGACCUGAGUGGGCCCGAACUAGACACUGCAUUUUACAGCAGCUCCUCCGAGAGAGAUGUAAUGAGGGAAUCCACACUGAGAGAACGACCAAGAGAAACAGUGUCAGCGGUGGAGAGAGAGAGGACCAUGCGCUGCCUGGUGGACAUGCAAAAAAAGGUGGAACAGAGGCAGCAGAGAGACAAAAAGAGGCAAUUGCUGAGGGUUCAGGAACGUCUGUCAAUCAUCCAGAACAGAAAGGCAGAGGAGGAUCUGCUUGGCCUAAAGCACACAGACAGACUAAAGCAUCUCACACAAGAUCUACCACAGGAGGAUAAAACCCAGCAGAAGACAGUUGUCAAAGAGCGACUGGAGCAGCUGAGGAGAGAGCGCUCCUAUAUCAUGCAGUCUAAACGAGACAGGAACACUGCGGGAUUUAAGGAACUCCUGGGUCCUGUAGCCCAACAGAGCAGAGAAACAGAAGAUGACACAGACAGAGAUAUUACACCAGUUGACAACUAA
Messenger RNA from Sphaeramia orbicularis (orbiculate cardinalfish), 2751 nucleotides. RefSeq lists its product as uncharacterized. NCBI's taxonomy places the organism in Eukaryota, Metazoa, Chordata, Actinopteri, Kurtiformes, Apogonidae. The record is from RefSeq and is a predicted model, not a curated record. The transcript has 18 exons. Bases 1 to 2751 code for a protein of 916 amino acids.